Messenger RNA from Poecilia latipinna (sailfin molly), 1160 nucleotides. RefSeq lists its product as uncharacterized. Bases 329 to 1117 code for a protein of 262 amino acids. NCBI's taxonomy places the organism in Eukaryota, Metazoa, Chordata, Actinopteri, Cyprinodontiformes, Poeciliidae. The record is from RefSeq and is a predicted model, not a curated record. The transcript has 3 exons.
UCUCCUUUAUUUAUCUGAGUUAUGAGAUAAAACUACAUCAGUUAUUGUUAAUGUUGGCAAUAAUAACAGAAAACCAAGGGAAUGUUUCAGGGUGUGAACAUUUCUAAUAACAGGAAAAAUGCAUGAGCAGACAGUGAUCUACAUUUUUAUGCUGUUUAAAAUCCUGAGCUGAAAAUCAGAUUUUAUUUUGGCUGAAGAACUAAAGACCCAAAAGUUAAAAUAAAUCUUUGCAGAAUUACAGACAGUAAAAACCGAAGUCAUAUUUUUCCUUUUGUGUAUUUGAGUUGUGAUAGUUUAAUCUAUUGUCAAACAUCUUUCCUCUCAGAAAAUGGACUUUUCAGAUUCUCUCAGUGUGAUUAUUUGGAUCAACGUCCGUUUCUGCCUCCCUUUUACUUUCCUGCUCAUCGCUUUGUGCUGCCUGGUGCGGUUGGAUCGUGCUCCUGUCUCCUACUACAUGAACCUUCUCCUCUCUAAUCUGGUUCAGCUCAUCAUUCUGAUCGCUUUACCUCGACACUCAGAUUAUCACUGGAAGCAUCUGGUCUCUGUUCACAUCUACGCCUGCUGCGCUUUGGCUGCUCUCUGCUUCAGGAUGGUCAUAGCUCUGGAAAGGUGUUUUUUAAUUUCCUUCCCGCUGCCAUACAGCGUGACACAAACCAAAGGCCUGCUGAUCGUCUGUGUCUUUGUCUGGAUGUUCAGUUUAGGUUCAGGUCCUGUUUUUUUAAAGUUCCUACACGGACUGCUGUUCCUGAUCUUUGCGCUCCUUCCUGCUCCUGUGUUCAUCUUGAGUCUGUUUUGGACCCUCAAAUCCAUAAACACAAAUGUAUCAGUGUCAUCUGAAGAAACAGACAGAACGAUGGGAAUGCUUCUGGUUCUACUGGUUAAUUACUUCGUCUCAAUCUUCCCUGCAGUUAUUUAUUAUAUUUACUUAGGAGAUUUUAACCGCUAUUACUUUAAAAUUGCUGAUAUUUUUCUGACCCUGUUUCUCCUUGGUCCUUGUUUGGAUUUGAUCUUGUUUGUCUUCAUGUGUGAAGGACUUACUGACAAGCUGCUGCUGCGUCUGUGCAGCUGCAGGAAGGAAACCAGUGAAGGAUCUGAUCUCAGCAGCUCAUCAGUUUGAAUGCAGCACAUGAAAAGAAGCAAAGUGAGAGCAAAAAGAAGUA